AUGCUCCUUCACGCGUCGUUGCUGAGAAAAUUCUACAAAUUUCGAGGAACUCGAUCAAGCUCAUCCGAUUCACGGAGUCGUUGCUCAUCUUGCGGCUCAAUGAUGGUCGGCUCAAUGUCAUCAAAAACUCAAUCAGUUCCCAUUCAUCACACGAAUUCACUUCCAUCGCUCAUCUUUCACACUCCGAAAUUCUCGAUGAAAAAGAUUCCGUCAACUGUUUUUCUU
Mesorhabditis belari is the source of this 225-nucleotide messenger RNA. Lineage: Eukaryota; Metazoa; Nematoda; Chromadorea; Rhabditida; Rhabditidae. The record is from the annotation of a GenBank genome assembly.